AUGGGGGAUGUUGGGUUCCGAUUCAAGGUUCUUUGGCUUCUUGAGCGUAAGGCUUUUGGGGAAAAGAUCUCAAAGUACACAAACAGCGUUCUUGAAAAGGAGUUGUAUGGUCGUGAGGCCAGCAAGGAACCCUGGAACGUUUUCUCUGAUGUUCCGGAUCAGAUGUGGGAGCUUUACGACGAAUCGGCAGGUAAGAACAGCCAUAUGAGAAGGGUUGUUUACGUUGUAACUAGAUUGUCUCAGAUGAGCCCAAAGAAGAUCGGUAGAUCGGCCGGUUGCGGAACGUGGAACGGGGAGACUACCAACAAACCGGUCCUGGAAGGUGGCAGAGUUAUAGGGUAUCAUAAGCAGUUGACUUACACGGUGAAAUCAAAGGCGGCAAACAGAGGAUCUUGGUACAUGCACGAGUAUUCUUUGUCGGAGCAAGUUUUGAAACAACCAGGGAUUAAGAGCACCGAUUUCGUCAUCUGUCGCAUAGUUAGGGAUGACUCAAAAGUUUUUAAGGUUAAGGAUUCAUCCUCCAAGACUACUGCUUGUUCAACAAGUAAUAAUGAGGCGGGUAGCCGGAAGCGUAAGGAUUGUUGUGGAGACGUGACAAAUAUUCAUAAUCAAGAUGAUUAUUCAUCAGGAGAAAUCAUGGGAUCAUCAUCAGCAGCUGGAUUUCCAGAUCCGCAAGGAGGAGGAGGAGGAGUAACGUUCCAAAACAAUUGUUAUUACAACUUCCCCAACACUAGUACUAGUACUGCUACGACGGUUGAUGAAAUCAUGCCAUAUUCGGGUUAUAAUCAAGACGCGGAUCCACAAGUAGUUCAUCAGUCGGAAGAAGAAGUUCCGUUUCAAAAUAAUUGCGUGGAUCCAGAAGUAGUUCAUCAGCCGGAAGAAGGAGUUCCGUCCCAAAAUAAUUGUUACGAUAACUUUUGCAACAAUAGUACUAGUACUACUACUGUUGAUGAAAGCAUGUUGUCGUAUUCAGAUUAUAAUCAAGGAGGUGCUGAUCCAGAAGUAGUUCAUCAGCCAGAAGAAGGAGUUCUGAUCCAAACUUAUUAUUACGAUAACUUUUGCAACAAUAGUACUAGUACUACUACUUUUGAUGAAAGCAUGUUGUCAUAUUCGGAAUAUAAUCAAGGAGGUGCUGAUCCAGAAGUAGUUCAUCAACCAGAAGAAGGAAGUCAACAAUAUUCAUGGGAUGGAGCUAUAAGUAGUUCUAUUAUUAACAUUUGUGAUGAUUCGCCACCACGGACUGAUACUUAUCAGGAAGAGCUUAGUAGAGUUUCACAAGAAAUUGAUGAGACGUUUGGCUCAUAUUUCGCUGCCGAGGAAGCUGCCAAAAUGAUGCCGGCAUGGUUUGAUAACACCCAUGACUUUUUCCAAACGGAGAAGCAGCAACAACAGAUGCCUUGUGGCCUUAGUUUAUGGAAUGACUGA
Messenger RNA from Oldenlandia corymbosa var. corymbosa, 1425 nucleotides. The record is from the annotation of a GenBank genome assembly. Lineage: Eukaryota; Viridiplantae; Streptophyta; Magnoliopsida; Gentianales; Rubiaceae.